AUGCAUCUCGGCAUCUCUGCAUAUUGGCAUGUCUGCAUGUCUGCAUGGCUGACUGCAUGGCUGCAUGCCAGGAUGUUGGCGGGAGAAGGAGCACUGCUGUGGGCUAAGAAGCAUGCCCCAGAUGCUGUUGCAAGGCGCCCUCAGGAUCUGGUGACUGCAGCAGCAGAAGCCCAGUGGCGCAAGUACAUGCAACUUGUGGGGGCUUUGGAGAAACUCCAGGUGAGAAAGGAGGGGGCAGGAGAAGGGGAAGAGAAGCUAGAAGAAUUGCGGAUGGAGCAGGGUGCUUUUACGAAUCACAAAAAACAAUCAGGUGGCAAGGGCACGUGGGGGGGCGGUUCAGAGGGGGAAGGCAGAGGCCAUGGGGAAAGGAAAAAAAUGAAGCGGGAGGGUGAUGAGGAGACUGUUGGUGAGGAAAACAUUGAAGCCAGAAGCGGGGAGGUGGGUCAGACUGGAGGUCAAGAGGGAGAAGAAAGAGCGAGGGUAAUUGGAGAGGAGGGAGAGGAGGAGGGAGGGGAGGAGGGAGAGGAGGAGGGAAAGGAGGAGGAAGAGGAGGGAGGAGAGGGAGAGGAAGAGGAGGAGGAGGAGGGGCAGGAGGAUCCGUGGGACACAGUGGGAGCGGUGUGCUUUGAGGUGUCAAGCGGAGCAGCAGCAGCAGCCUCCAGUGGAGGCAUCGCUUUCAAGGUGAGCGCUGUUGCUGGGGUGAGAACUUGGCUUGCUAACCCCAUCGACCCCAUCCAUCUGACCAUCCCUUAA
Molecule: messenger RNA, 753 nt
Organism: Closterium sp. Naga37s-1
Lineage: Eukaryota; Viridiplantae; Streptophyta; Zygnematophyceae; Desmidiales; Closteriaceae
Source: the annotation of a GenBank genome assembly